Molecule: messenger RNA, 1711 nt
Organism: Panicum virgatum (switchgrass)
Lineage: Eukaryota; Viridiplantae; Streptophyta; Magnoliopsida; Poales; Poaceae
Product: ABC transporter I family member 11, chloroplastic-like
Exons: 10
Coding region: 225-1043 (272 amino acids)
Biological process (GO): transmembrane transport
Cellular component (GO): membrane; chloroplast envelope
Molecular function (GO): ATP hydrolysis activity; ATPase-coupled transmembrane transporter activity; ATP binding
Source: RefSeq, a predicted model, not a curated record
CAAGCCCAUGGUCUGCACCAUUCCGUUUGGUCGUCAUCGUCUUCCCGAGCCUCGCGCCACUACUGGAUAGCUUUUCCUGCCUCCUCGCCUGGCCGCCGCCCGCCUUCGCGUGUGCUCCCCGCCCCACAACCACGCAACAAAGGCUUCCUCGAACCGUCGAUGAGCGCCCAAGCAAGCCGGUAACCAGGGGGCGGCCCGGUCCCCCCGAAGCUCCGCUCGACGCCAUGCUCGCCGCGGCCGUGGCGGCGGCCGCCAUCCCUCCGGCGGCUUCUUAUUAUUCCCCCGCGAAGCUGUCCUGGAGAUGGAGGGCUUCCCGGAGCCGUCGGGCGGCAAGAAUCGAGGCUGGGUACUCCCAAUUGGAGGUGAGAAAAGUCACCUAUCGUCCUCCUGGAACUGAACAUAACUUGUUGAAUGAAAUUAACCUCUCUCUUCGGGAGAAAAGUUUUGGUUUGAUAUUUGGACGGAGUGGGAGUGGAAAGACCACCCUUUUACAGCUCUUGGCUGGUCUAUCAGAACCUACCUCUGGGUCUAUUUGCAUUCAGAAGUAUGAUGAUAGUGGGAAUCCUAUUGGCAUGUCUGAAAUGCUAACUUCUCAAAGAGUUGGAAUUGUAUUUCAGUUUCCUGAGAGGUAUUUCUUAGCAGAUACUGUACUUGAAGAAGUUACUUUUGGAUGGCCUAGGCAAAAGGCAGAUCUCCUAUUCAAAGAGCAGCUCGCUUUAAAUCUUCAAAAUGCCUUUAACUCGGUUGGUCUGAAAACCAUUUCAUUAGAUGAAGAUCCACAGUCUCUAAGUGGUGGGUUUAAGAGGCGACUUGCUUUGGCAAUUCAACUGGUUCAAACUCCUGAUCUAUUGCUGCUUGAUGAGCCACUUGCUGGUUUAGAUUGGAAAGCUCGGGCUGAUGUCGUGAAUCUCCUGAAGGACCUAAAGAAGCACCACACAAUACUGGUUGUAAGUCACGAUCUAAGGGAACUAUAUCCACUAGUAGAUCGCUCAUGGAGAAUGCAAAUGGGAGGGAGCUUGAAGGUGGAAACUUUGCCUGUGUGAAGAUGUACUCAUUGGUAUAGUGGUCAGACAUGCUGGCAUAAACAUUACUGGCCACUCCCAAUCUAGUAAGAUCAACUACAGAACUACUUUUAUAAACUUGGAUAAUGUUUCUGAAAUUUCUUGAAGAUACAAUGGAGUCAAAGAUGGCUGUGAUUGAGUAUUUGGUAAUACAUGAUGACUUGUGCACAGGAUCGAGAAUCGGGGUACGAAAAAUGCUAGAAAACUUGGAUGAGAGAUCAUGGACGUUAGUCCCAAACUUUGACUGCUGGAAUGGAACAGUCUGUGAUGCAGACGUUGUCGAGCUAAAUUGAUCGUUGAACAGUGCUAUUGGAAUUCGGAACGAGGAUCCAGGCAUCCAGCUAUAGCUCCUUGUUGCACACGAGUUAUGAGGAUGAUGAGAGCCUUGUGGAGUUUGAAAGAUGGGUCAAAAUGAUGCUGAUGAUGGUGUUGGUAUUUUCAUUGAAGAGAUUCAGAGAACCUCAUUUACUUUUACUUUUAAUAGAGUUGUUUGGAAUACAGUUUCUUAAAAAACUUUUUAUGCCAGAAGAAUAUAGUGCUCACUAGCAGAUUAUUUCCCUCUAAAGAUCUUUGACCUUCUGUCACCUUAACUUUUUUUUCCACGGCUUCUGAAAUGGGAGAAAUCUGUCAUGCAGUAGUUUUUAUGUUUA